AUGGCUCUCGUUAGCCUCAACCUCAACCCUCCCCAACCCCUAUCGAAGAAUCGAAGAAUCGAAGUAUCGAACUCAGAUGAGUCAGCAUGUGGGGCCGUCGAAUAUAAAGUCGACAAAAACAGCAGUAAAAACCGGCGAGACGAAGAAGAUGAAGACGACGACGACGACGAGGAAGAUGAAGAUGAAGAUGAAGAUGAAGAUGAAGAUGAGAUGAAGGUGAAGAUGAUAGAUUCGAUCGCUUAG
Messenger RNA from Trichophyton rubrum CBS 118892, 243 nucleotides. RefSeq lists its product as uncharacterized. The record is from RefSeq and is a predicted model, not a curated record. Lineage: Eukaryota; Fungi; Ascomycota; Eurotiomycetes; Onygenales; Arthrodermataceae. Bases 1 to 243 code for a protein of 80 amino acids. The transcript has 2 exons.